AUGGAAACCAGCAAUGACAGUUUCGUUAGAAUGGACAGUCCUGAAAUGGACAGCUCCGGAGGUGUCAGCGUGCGCGCGGCGCUCACCGGCUGCAUCCUCCUGGUCUUGAUCGUCUCGACGCUCCUGGGCAACACGCUGGUGUGCGUCGCGGUCGUCAAAUUCCGACACCUGCGAUCAAAAGUCACCAACUUCUUCGUCAUAUCCCUCGCGGUGUCCGACCUCUUCGUCGCCGUGCUGGUGAUGCCGUGGAAAGCCGUGUCCGAGGUGGCCGGCUGCUGGCUGUUCGGCGACUUUUGUGAAACUUGGAUCGCCUUCGACAUCAUGUGUUCCACGGCCUCGAUCCUCAACCUCUGCAUCAUCAGUUUGGACAGGUACUGGGCCAUCUCCAGCCCCUUUCGAUACGAGCGCAAAAUGACUCAACGCGUCGCGUUCACCAUGAUCAGCGUGGCGUGGACACUGUCCAUCCUCAUCUCGUUCAUCCCCGUGCAGCUCAGCUGGCACAAAGUCAACGACGACGAGUACACGCGGCACGAGGAGACCAACGAGUGUAAUGCCACGUUGAACAGGACCUACGCUGUAGCUUCGUCGCUCAUAAGUUUUUACAUCCCCGUUGUGAUCAUGAUUGGGACAUACACUCGAAUAUUUCGGAUUGCGCAAACGCAAAUCAGGAGGAUAUCGUCCUUGGAGAGAGCGGCCGAACACGCACAACACCAUCCUCAUGUCCCCGAUUGCGCAAACGACAACAACUCCCUCAAAACUACUUUCAAGAAGGAGACCAAGGUUUUAAAAACACUCUCUAUUAUCAUGGGCGUGUUUGUGUUUUGCUGGUUGCCUUUCUUCGUCCUCAACUGCAUAGUUCCAUUCUGUGACACAAGCGGUCGUUUGGAGUCCCCGCCGUGCGUAAGUGACACCACAUUCAACAUUUUUGUCUGGUUCGGCUGGGCCAAUUCCUCUCUGAAUCCCGUCAUAUACGCGUUCAAUGCGGACUUCAGAAGGGCGUUUUCGACAAUAUUGGGAUGCAACAGGUUUUGUCCCACGUCGGCUGUCGAGGCUGUGAAUUUUAGCAACGAGUUGGUUUCCUACCACCAUGACACUACCCUCCAGAAGGACGCGCCGAUUGUGUCGAACUCUCAGCGCUUAGCUCUGGUUCCGAUCCACGGAGAGGACAUGGAACAAUCAUUUGAUAAAGUCUCUGUUCUGUCCAACAAUUCUCGCAAUAACAGAAAUCUUUUGUUACCGGCGAUCCUGCAAAUCGAGUGUGAAGCUGAAAUCUCAUUGGAUAUGAUGCCAUUCAGCUCGACUGGACAAAAUGAAUGUUAUGUUAUGCCCGGGCAGGUCGAGUACUAAAGACAAGCAGUCUCAUUUGACUUUUAAAAUGUAGGCUAAUCUUUGUAAGGCCUCCGCACGCAAUUGGAUGACUAAUCGGCCAGCAGUUACGCCCUGAAACGAAUCUGAGAUGCUGGAGCAAAAUGGCAAGAACAAUUUUCAUCAUUAGACUGCUAUUGUCAGGCUAAAGAAU
Molecule: messenger RNA, 1519 nt
Organism: Engraulis encrasicolus (European anchovy)
Lineage: Eukaryota; Metazoa; Chordata; Actinopteri; Clupeiformes; Engraulidae
Gene: drd6b
Product: dopamine receptor D6b
Exons: 1
Coding region: 1-1347 (448 amino acids)
Biological process (GO): adenylate cyclase-activating adrenergic receptor signaling pathway
Cellular component (GO): plasma membrane
Molecular function (GO): G protein-coupled receptor activity
Source: RefSeq, a predicted model, not a curated record